This is a messenger RNA of Phacochoerus africanus (Common warthog), 3774 nucleotides long. RefSeq names its product ADAM metallopeptidase with thrombospondin type 1 motif 4 (gene ADAMTS4). Bases 341 to 2959 code for a protein of 872 amino acids. Lineage: Eukaryota; Metazoa; Chordata; Mammalia; Artiodactyla; Suidae. The transcript is spliced from 9 exons. The record is from RefSeq and is a predicted model, not a curated record. Gene Ontology annotation, cellular component: extracellular matrix. Gene Ontology annotation, biological process: proteolysis; extracellular matrix organization. Gene Ontology annotation, molecular function: metalloendopeptidase activity.
GCGCGGAGAGAGGCUGGGAAGAACCCACAGGGAGAUUCACAGACACAUAGACACGGGAGAGAGAGGAGGAGAGAGACAGAGACAAAGGCACGGCGGAAGGAGGCAGAGAGAGGGCAGGCACAGAAGCGAAGCCAGACCGAGUCUGAGAGAGUGCAGAGGCAGAGACUAGAGAAGCUGCAGAAACAGGCAGGGAGAGACAAAGAUCCCGGAGAGGAGAGUGUGGGAGGAGAGUUUGGAGGAACCAGACCACCAGGCACCUCUCCUAAGCCUAAGGGCCAAGUUUUCUCCAUCUUCUCCGAAGGUCCCCAGCCCCUCUGAAAACUCUGCCACUGACCUUGGCAUGAGUCCGAGCCCCCAGGCUGCAGAGAGAAGCUUUCCAAAGCCGGGGCGGGGAGGACUUGGUGCCCAGACGGCCUCAGUCCCUCCCAGCUGCAGCACCAGUGCCAUGUCCCGGACGGACUCGCAUCCCGGGAGGGGCUUGGCGGGGUGCUGGCUGUGGGGAAGCCAGCCCCGCCUGCUGCUCCCCACUGUGCCCAUCUCCAGGCUGCUGCGGCUGCUUCUGCUACUUCUGGCCUCCCUCCUGCCCUCAGCCUGGCCGGCCAGCCCCCUCCCCCGGGAGGAGGAGAUCGUGUUUCCAGAGAAGCUCAAUGGCAGCGUCUUUCCUGGUUUGGGCGCCCCUGCCAGGUUGUUGUACCGCUUGCCAGCCUUUGGGGAGGUGCUACUACUAGAACUGGAGCAGGACCCCGGCGUGCGGGUCGAGGGGCUGACGGUGCAAUACCUGGGCCAGGCGCCUGAGCUGCUGGGCGGGGCAGAGCCGGGUACCUACCUCACCGGCACCAUCAACGGAGAUCCGGAGUCUGUGGCAUCUCUUCACUGGGACGGGGGAUCUCUGUUAGGGGUGCUGCAGUAUCGGGGGACCGAACUCCACAUCCAGCCCCUGGAAGGAGGCACCCCUAACUCUGCCGGGGGGCCUGGCGCUCACAUUCUACGCCGGAAGAGUCCUGCCAGCGGCCAGGGUCCCAUGUGCAACGUCAAGGCUCCUUCUGGGAACCUCAGCUCCAGCCCCCGAAGGGCCAAGCGCUUUGCUUCACUGAGUAGAUUUGUGGAGACCCUGGUGGUGGCAGAUGACAAGAUGGUGGCAUUUCACGGGGCAGGGCUAAAGCGCUACCUGCUGACAGUUAUGGCAGCAGCGGCCAAGGCCUUCAAGCAUCCAAGCAUCCGCAACCCUGUCAACCUGGUGGUGACUCGGCUAGUGAUUCUGGGCCCAGGUGAGGAAGGGCCCCAAGUAGGGCCCAGUGCCGCCCAGACCCUGCGCAGCUUCUGUGCCUGGCAGCGAGGACUCAACACCCCCAAGGACUCGGACCCUGAGCACUUUGACACAGCCAUUCUGUUUACUCGUCAGGACCUGUGUGGGGUCUCUACUUGUGACACUCUGGGCAUGGCUGACGUGGGUACUGUAUGUGACCCAGCUCGGAGCUGUGCUAUCGUGGAGGAUGAUGGGCUCCAAUCAGCCUUCACUGCUGCUCAUGAACUGGGCCAUGUCUUCAACAUGCUCCAUGACAACUCAAAGCCCUGUGUUGGUCUGAAUGGGCCUGGGGGCACCUCUCGCCAUGUCAUGGCUCCUGUAAUGGCUCAUGUGGAUCCUGAAGAGCCCUGGUCCCCCUGCAGUGCCCGCUUCAUCACUGACUUCCUGGACAAUGGCUAUGGGCACUGUCUCUUAGACAAGCCAGAGGCUCCCCUGCAUCUGCCUGUGACUUUCCCUGGCAAGGACUAUGAUGCUGACCGCCAGUGCCAGCUGACCUUUGGGCCUGACUCACGUCAUUGUCCACAGCUGCCGCCACCCUGUGCUGCCCUCUGGUGCUCUGGCCAUCUCAAUGGCCACGCCAUGUGCCAGACCAAGCAUUCACCCUGGGCCGAUGGUACCCCCUGUGGGCCCUCACAGGCCUGUAUGGGUGGUCGCUGCCUCCAUGUGGACCAGCUCCAGGAUUUCAAUAUCCCACAGGCUGGUGGCUGGGGUCCCUGGGGGUCAUGGGGUGACUGCUCUCGGAGCUGUGGGGGUGGUGUCCAGUUCUCUUCCCGGGACUGCACUCGGCCCAUCCCCCGGAAUGGUGGCAAGUACUGUGAGGGCCGCCGCACCCGCUUCCGUUCCUGCAACACUCAAGACUGCCCAACUGGCUCAGCAUUGACCUUCCGUGAAGAGCAGUGUGCUGCCUACAACCACCGCACCGAUCUCUUCAAGAACUUCCCGGGGCCCAUGGACUGGGUGCCUCGCUACACGGGUGUGGCCCCCCGGGACCAGUGCAAACUCACUUGCCAGGCCCGGGCACUCGGCUACUAUUAUGUGCUGGAGCCACGGGUGGUUGAUGGGACUCCCUGUUCCCCAGACAGCUCCUCAGUCUGUGUCCAGGGCCGCUGUAUCCAUGCUGGCUGUGACCGCGUCAUUGGCUCCAAAAAGAAGUUUGACAAGUGCAUGGUGUGCGGUGGGGAUGGUUCUAGCUGCAGCAAGCAGUCUGGCUCCUUUAAAAAAUUCAGGUACGGAUACAACGAUGUGGUCACCAUCCCGGCGGGGGCUACCCACAUCCUAGUGCGCCAGCAGGGGACCCAGGGUCCCCGGAGCCUCUACCUGGCCCUGAAGCUCCCAGAUGGCUCCUACGCCCUCAAUGGUGAAUACACACUGAUCCCCUCCGCCACAGACGUCGUACUGCCGGGGGCAGUCAGCCUGCGCUACAGCGGGGCCACGGCAGCCUCUGAGACGCUGUCAGGUCACGGGCCCCUGGCGCAGCCCUUAACGCUGCAGGUCCUAGUGGCUGGCAACCCCCAGAACACACGCCUCCGAUACAGCUUCUUCGUGCCCCGACCAGCUCCUUCAACACCACGUUCCACUCCCCAGGACUGGCUACAGCGCAAGGCACAGAUUCUGGAGAUCCUUCGGCGGCGCUCCUGGGCGGGCAGGAAAUAACCUCAUCAUCCCGGCUGCCCUUUCUGGGCACCCGGGCCUCGGACUUAGCAGAGGGAGAAUGAGGGGCUCUGCGGCUCCCUCAGGCCAAGAUGCAAUGGCGAGGGGCUGGGAGGGCGAGUUCUGCCCCUCCUCUCUGCCUUAAUGUGCAGGCUGGCCCUGCCCUGGUUUCCUGCCCUGGAUGGCAGUGAUGGGUGGUGGAUGGAAGGGGCUGGGAGGCAGUCCCCUACCUAAACUGCCCCCUCUGCCCUGCGGGUCACAGGAGGGAGGGGGAAGGCAGGGUGGGUCCCGGUUGUAUUUAUUUGGUAUUUAUUCACUUUUAUUUAGCACCAGGGAAGGGGAUAAGGGCUAGGGUCCUGGAGUACCUGUCUCCCUGCUCUCAUAGCCCUCACCCUGGCUAGAAAUCCAGGGUGGUGGUGAUAGUGUGUGUUUGUGUGUGAGAAAAUGUGUGUGUAUGUGUGUGUGUGUGUGUGUGUGUGUGUGUGUGUGUGUGUGUGUGUGUGUGUGUGUGUGAGGUUCAUCCUGCCCGGCUUUCCUCUCCCUAAAUUUUAUCUUUUGGGAAAGAAAGAGUCAAGGGUAGGAUGGGCCUUCAGGGAGUAAGGGAUUAUCAUAUUUUUUAAAAUAUAAAUUCUGCUAUUUAUGUGCUCCUUUUGGAGUCGGACUGAUGUGGGUUGCACCCUGGCUCCACAUCUCUGAACAUUAGUUUCCUCAUUUGACAAUAAUAAUACCUCCCUUGGAACUUUGUUGUAACGAUUAAAUAAUGUAAAUAAAGAACUAGCAAUAAUGCCUAGCACUUGGUAAGUGCUCAACAAAUGUCA